Naegleria fowleri is the source of this 2832-nucleotide messenger RNA. RefSeq lists its product as uncharacterized. NCBI's taxonomy places the organism in Eukaryota, Heterolobosea, Eutetramitea, Acrasida, Naegleriidae. The record is from RefSeq and is a predicted model, not a curated record. The coding region runs from base 1 to 2832 and encodes 943 amino acids. Gene Ontology annotation, biological process: microtubule-based movement. Gene Ontology annotation, molecular function: ATP binding; microtubule binding; microtubule motor activity. The transcript is spliced from 2 exons.
AUGAAUGACAGCAUUAAAGUCUGUGUGAGGAUUCGCCCUCUCAAUGAAAAGGAAAAGUCCCGAAAUUCUGUGUGCAUAUGGAAAACAGCCUCCAAUAAUACCAUUUAUCAUCAUCCGUUGAAUCCAUCCAUCAUCAAUUCAGGUAGUGGUGGUAGUGGUGGUAGUGGUCAUAACAAUAGCCUCUCUUCAUCUUCAUCCUCGGGCUCUCUUUCUUCGUUGAUACAGCACCAACAACAACAAAAUAACAACAACAGUAUCAACAGCAUCAACAGCAAUAACAAUACUAACAACUCCAAUAAUAAUAUGGACAUGAGCAAUAAUAAUAAUGGAGGUAGUGGUAGUAGUAGUAGUGGUAACGGUAUUCCAACCAGUUAUACCUUUGAUCAUGUCUACGAUCAACAAAGCUCUACGGAAUUGAUCUAUUCCGAUAUGUGCAAACAUAUUGUAAUGGCAUCGGUGCGAGGCUAUAAUGGAACGAUAUUUGCUUAUGGACAGACAUCCUCAGGAAAGACGUUUACAAUGAAAGGUUCCAAAGAAGCUGAAGGAAUAAUUCCUCUCGCAAUUCGAGAUGUUUUUACAACCAUUUCACAAACACCAGAUCGAGCUUUUCAAAUACGAGUUUCUUAUCUUGAAAUUUAUAAUGAAAUUAUCAAUGAUUUGUUAGACACAGAGAACAAAAAGUUGAAGAUUAGAGAAGAUCUCUCAAAAGGAGUUUACGUAGAGGGAGCAAAAGAAGAAGAAGUUUCAGAUGUUCAACAAGUACUUCGAUUAAUGGAACGAGGUGAACACAAUCGACAUUUUGGAGCGACAAAUAUGAAUGAGAGAAGUAGUCGAUCUCACACUAUUUUCAGAAUUACCAUUGAAUCGAUGGAUGUAGAAAUUGCAAAACGAGUCAUGGAAGAUGAUGAAAAUUUAGACAUGUCUUCAGACUCUGAUUCUCACACACGAGUUUUGUACAGUACACUCAAUUUGGUAGAUUUGGCAGGAUCUGAACGAGUUUCAAACACACUUGCUGAGGGUCAGAGAUUGAAAGAAGGAGCUGCCAUUAAUAAGAGUCUGUUCACACUUGGUAAAGUCAUUUCAAAAUUGAGUGAAGGAAAUUCUACUCACAUUCCCUACAGAGAUUCGAAAUUGACAAGAAUUCUUCAGAGUGCACUCGGAGGAAACUCGAAAACGGUCAUUAUUUGUACAGUCACGCCUGCUCUGCAGUAUUUUGAAGAAACUCAAUCCACUCUUAGUUUUGCGAAUCGAGCGAAAAGUAUUCAAAAUAGUGUCACCAUUAAUGAAAUACUAGGUGAUAAGGCACUUUUGAAAAAGCUCAAAAAAGAAAAUGCAGAAUUGAAAACACAACUUUUGACCGAAGUCACACGAUUAGAAAAGGAAAAGAAGGAUUGCGUUCGACAAUACGAAGAAAAAAUUUCACUCCUUCAAUCAGGUCAAACACAACAAUGCAAUCAUGAUGGCGACGAGCAAGAAAAAGCAUCCCUCAAAAAACUCAUUCAGGAAAAGGAAAAAGACAUUGAGUGGAUUCAAGCUCUCUCCAAAAGUAGUCAGCAACGAUUUGAUGAAGAAAUCAAACAACUUCAACACACUCUCUCAACCACCAUUGAAAACUCCAACCAUACAAUUUCUUCCAUGAAACUAGAGCAAGAGAAGAUCAUUGCUCAGUUAAAGCAAGAACAUGAAAACGAGUUGACAAUGUUAAAAAGUGCUCAUCAAACACAAUUAGAAGAAUUGACUCUUCAACUCUCUCAGAAAUAUGAAAAUGAAAAACAAGAAACUUUAAAUUCACACCAUGCACUAGUGUGUGAAUUGAAGAAACAAAUUUCAUCUUUACAGGAACGAAUUGAAGAGAUGGAAAUUUGUAAGGAGGGUUUGGAAGCUCAAAUUCAAACUCUUAAUGAAAAUUUGGAAAUGAGUCUUCAUACUGACAAAUUGAACCAACAAAAUUUUGUAAAUACAAAUACCGAAAUGGAAAAUCUACAACAACAAUUGACACAUUUAACACAUUCCCACAAACAAGAGGUUCAAUCGCUUCUAGAGACCAUUGAAAAGCUGCAGAGUGAGAACCAAUCUAAAGAAUUCGAAACGAGUUCUCUCAAAGAAGCCGUCGAUUCUCUGUCACAAUUAUUGAAGCAAAAAGAAGAGGAAAUGGAGGAGCUUGAAUAUGAUUUUGGAUUGCUACAAAGUCAAUUCAAACAGCAAGAGCAAAAAUUGGAAUCAUUCAUGAGGCCUCUUCAAGAAGAGGAUGCUACCAAGUCGACGUCUCACCUCCACUUGGAGGAGCUUCUACAACAAAAGGAUCACUACAUUUCUCAAUUGAAAGAUGAAAUUACUCUCAAAGAACAAGCUUUUAAACGAGAAAUUGAUGACGCUGUCGAAAAAAUUAAGGAGCUUGAGGAAGAGAAGGAGAGUAUUGUGACAGGAAUGUCGAGCAAACUUGAGGAAAUGAAUCGUCUGUUGGUGGAAAAUAAGGCUCUUCACAAGCAAAAUGAAGAGCUAAAAUCCAAGAUUGAGUAUGGAAAGGCACGAUCUCAGCAACGACUCAUGGAAGAGAGGAAACGAAAGGAGGCACCUCCUUUGACUCCUCAUGAUUGUAAUGUCAGCGGUAACAGCACUCCUUGUAGCCAAGAAUUUAAAAAGUGCAAACUCACACCAUCCACACCUCCUUCUCUAAACAACCAUUCAGCAACAGCAACAACAACCACACAGCCCUCAUCCAAACAUUUCACUCAUCACUAUUUUAUGAUGAACACAAGCUUAGAAAAGCUCGAAGAAUCUUCAUCCUCGAAUGCCAUGACGAUGAUGAAUAAGGAAAAUAAAAUAAACUAA